Molecule: messenger RNA, 1455 nt
Organism: Candida tropicalis MYA-3404
Lineage: Eukaryota; Fungi; Ascomycota; Pichiomycetes; Serinales; Debaryomycetaceae
Gene: CBP1
Product: Cbp1p
Exons: 1
Coding region: 1-1455 (484 amino acids)
Molecular function (GO): oxidoreductase activity
Source: RefSeq, a predicted model, not a curated record
AUGAGUUCAAGAACUACUAGAGUAACUAUUAUAGGAGCUGGUAUCUCUGGGUUGAAAGCAGCAGAGAGUUUAUUAUCAAACUCGAAAUUUACAGCCAAUGACAUUGUAAUACUUGAAGCACAGGACAGAAUUGGUGGUAGAUUGAAAACAACAGAUCAAUCACAGUCAAAACUUGGAAUACAAUACGAUCUUGGGGCAUCAUGGUUUCAUGAUUCAUUAAACAAUAUUGUUUUGAACGAUAUGAUCAACCAAGAGUUGUUGGAUGUUAAGAAUGAUGUCUAUUACGACGAUAAAGAUGUUCAAGCUUAUUCGAGUAAAGGGAAAGUCCCAAUUGUUGAUAAACAGCUUAAUAGAGUAUUAGAAGAUAUCGAGAAAUUCAUUGAUUUACAUUUCCAUGAUAGUAUAAAUACACCAGAUUUAUCAUUACACGAUAUAGUGGCCAAGUUUUUUGAUGAUCGUGACAAAUUUUUGACACCAGAACAGAAACAGUAUUGUGGAAGAAUGAUGAGAUAUUUAGAACUUUGGUUUGGGAUAUGCUGGGAUAAAAUCAGUGGUAAAUAUGCUGUAAUGGAUCAUCAAGGUAGAAAUUUAUUAAACAAAAAAGGAUAUGGAUUUUUGGUGGAAAGCCUAGCCAGGAAUAUCCCUGAAUCAUCACUUUUGUUAAACCAGGAAGUCAAAAGAAUUGUUAGAAAUAAUAAAGAAGGUACUAAAAAAGUCCUGGUGGAAACUACAAAUGGAUUGAAAGUUUUUUCAGAUUACUUAAUUGUGACUGUUCCACAUUCAGUUUUGGCAUUAGAACCAAACUUGGCCCAUGGUAUUGAAUGGGAACCAAAAUUACCACAAAACAUGAUGGAUGCAUUCAAUUCGAUUCAUUUUGGCGCUUUAGGUAAAGUUGUAUUUGAAUUUGAUUCGAUUUUUUGGGACAAUGAACAAGAUAGAUUUCAAAUUAUCGCUAAUGAGUUGAAGACCCCUGACGGAUUGUCCGAUAAGUUAGAUCAAUUGCCGGAUCCUUUCACAUAUCCCGCAUAUGUCGUUAACUUUUCUCGGGUACAUGGAAAAUCUACCAAGGGAAGUUUGGUCAUUCUUAUGCAAGCACCACUAACAAACUAUUUGGAGGCUCAUCCCGAGCAAGCAUGGUUGUAUUAUAAGCCGAUGCUACAACAAUUGGCUGUUGGUACGGAUGUCACCAUUCCAGAUCCAAUUAACACUAUUGUCACUGACUGGACAGUAAACCCGUGGGCUCGUGGAUCAUACUCUGCAAUGUUUACCGAUGACGAUCCUAGUGAUUUGAUUAUUCAAUUAUCCGGUGAGUUUGAGAGCUGUGGUAUACGAGAAUCGUAUAUCCGAUUUGCGGGUGAACACACUAUAUCUGAUGGUGCUGGUUGUGUACAUGGUGCAUAUAAUAGUGGUAUUCGUGAAGCACAAUGGAUAUUAAAUGAUCUUCACUUAGAAUAG